This is a messenger RNA of Neospora caninum, 1590 nucleotides long. Its product is annotated as Peptidylprolyl isomerase D (Cyclophilin D),related. The record is from RefSeq and is a predicted model, not a curated record. The coding region runs from base 1 to 1590 and encodes 529 amino acids. NCBI's taxonomy places the organism in Eukaryota, Apicomplexa, Conoidasida, Eucoccidiorida, Sarcocystidae. Gene Ontology annotation, biological process: protein peptidyl-prolyl isomerization; protein folding. The transcript has 14 exons. Gene Ontology annotation, molecular function: peptidyl-prolyl cis-trans isomerase activity; protein binding.
AUGGGGGGAUCUUGCCAAGAGAAGAAGGCGCACUGCGUGGAACACCACGGGAUGACAAAGGGAGAGUGCGACAGUGAAGGAUGCGGCCACACUCACCCGGAAGACGCUCACAGCCACUCGGGGUGCUGUGGGGGACACGAACCCGCAACGGUUGCAGUCGACCCGGAUAGCAUUGCCGACGCUGGCGAAGAAAUGACGCAAGGAGACAAAGGCGUCUUCAAAAAGAUCUUGAAGGAGGGAGACGGUCCGACGCCCCAGCCGGGCGAGGAAGUCGUUGUCCACUACACGGGGACGUUGCUCGACGGCACAAAAUUCGAUUCCUCGAGAGACCGAGACAGCCCAUUCAAGUUCAUCAUCGGCGAGGGCCAGGUGAUUAGCGGCUGGGACCUAGGAGUGAUGAAGAUGAAGAGAGGCGAACGCGCCAUGCUGACCAUUCAGCCCGGCUAUGGCUACGGCGCCUCAGGUUCUCCGCCCGUUAUCCCUCCCAACGCUGUGCUGAAGUUCGACGUGGAAUUGCUCGACAGCCAUCCGAAGCCGAAGGACAAAUGGGAGAUGAACGUGGGAGAGAAACUUGAAGGCGCGAAUGCGGAGAAGGAGAGAGGAAACGAGGCAUUCAAGAAGGGGAACUACGCCGAAGCCGCCGCAGCCUACCGCGAGGGCCUCGACUACUUUUCGUAUGUCGAGAACUGGAGCGACGAAGAGCGAGAGCAGCAAAAGCGUCUCGAGCUGCCUCUGCGCCUCAACCUCGCCACAUGCUGCAAUCGUCUGGGCGAGUAUUCGGAAGCCAUCGAGCAAACGACGAAGGCGCUGGAGAUCGAUCCGGAAAGCAGCAAGGGGCGGUUCCGUCGCGGAGUCGCACGCAUGGCUGUGGGCCUUCUCGACGAGGCGCGUCACGACUUUGUGCAGGCGGCCAAGCUGGACCCGAAAAAUGUCGAAAUUCGACGAGAACUGGAGAAGUGCAAGAAGAAGAUCGAGGAGGUUCGGGCCAAGGAAAAGUCUGCCUUUGGAAACAUCUUCAAGAAAGUCGACCUUUACACAGAGAAACAAGGCAUCCGCAACGUGGCCAAAUGCCCCAAGGUGUACAUGGACAUCAAAGUUGGAGACAAGGAGCCAAAGCGAGUCGUCUUCGCCCUGUACAACGACACGGUCCCGAAGACAGCCGAGAAUUUCCGCGCUCUCUGCACAGGAGAAAAGGGCGAAGGAACGAAAGGAAAGCCCCUGUGCUUCAAGAAUUCGCUAUUCCACCGGAUCAUUCCGGGGUUCAUGAUGCAGGGCGGCGACUUCACGAAUGGGGACGGUACUGGCGGCGAGUCCAUCUACGGGCCACAGUUCAACGACGAGAAGUUCGUUGAUCAGCACACAGGCAGAGGGCAGCUGUCCAUGGCGAACUGCGGUCCAAACACAAACUCGUCCCAAUUCUUCAUCACCUUUGGCCCCGCACCGCAUCUCGACGGCAAGCACGUGGUCUUUGGCGAAGUAGUCGAGGGCCAGGACGUCCUCGACGAAGUGGAAAACGUGGAGACCGACAAAAGCAACGACAGGCCCACGCAAGACGUCCAGAUUGUCGACUGUGGUGAGGUGAAGUGCUGA